This is a messenger RNA of Ahaetulla prasina, 7465 nucleotides long. It is a transcript of the gene TTBK2, whose product is annotated as tau tubulin kinase 2. The record is from RefSeq and is a predicted model, not a curated record. The transcript is spliced from 16 exons. Bases 631 to 4587 code for a protein of 1318 amino acids. Gene Ontology annotation, biological process: cilium assembly; peptidyl-serine phosphorylation; signal transduction. Gene Ontology annotation, cellular component: nucleus; ciliary basal body; ciliary transition zone. Gene Ontology annotation, molecular function: ATP binding; protein serine/threonine kinase activity. Lineage: Eukaryota; Metazoa; Chordata; Lepidosauria; Squamata; Colubridae.
CAGACUGAUUGAAAGAGCUUCCGUCCAAUCUGCUACCGGCUUUUGAUAAACGCUCCAAUAACGUUUCACAGUGUCGACACGGUGGGCGGAUUCUCUCGAGGGAUCGCUCGGCUGCCUAGCGCUAGGAUGGAGGGCAAGGGAAAAGGAGGGGGCUAGUUGCGACGGUAGCGAGAGCAGUCGCGUCCCGCGGGGGACUGCAGGCGACUGAGCCGACAAGGCGGCGGCCGUGAAGCAGUUAACCCUGCAGGGGGAGAGGGAGAGAGAGAGAGAGAGAGAGAGAGAAAGAGAGACAACGGCCGUUCAACGAGUGCCGCUGAUUGCCUGCCUCCUCCUCCUCCUCCUGCCCUCCCCUCCCCGUUAGUUACCCCGCCCGUCAGCUCGCGCUCCUUCAGGCUCCUUCUAAGCUUACCCUAGUCCGGUCCGGUCCCGCAGUUACCAUAGAGACGGCGACGACGACUGAGGCGCCACCACCGCCUGCUUGCAAGCCAUGGGCCGGAGUCUGCUGCUGAGCUGUGCUGGGCUGAGCUGGAGGGGGCCGCGACUCUGCUUAAAUGGAAGCCACUUCUGGGAACUUGAUGGUCUCUACUGACAUAGGCUUUGCAUAGCCACUGUACCAUCCCAGAGAUUGCAAUGAGUGGAGGAGGGGAACAGCCGGAUAUUCUUACUGUGGGGAUAUUGGUAAAAGAAAGAUGGAAAGUGAUAAAGAAGAUUGGAGGUGGAGGAUUUGGAGAAAUUUACGAUGCAAUGGACAUACUUACUCGAGAGAAUGUUGCACUGAAGGUCGAGUCAGCGCAGCAGCCAAAGCAAGUUCUGAAAAUGGAAGUAGCUGUGUUGAAAAAACUGCAAGGGAAAGAUCAUAUUUGUCGAUUUGUAGGCUGUGGAAGGAAUGACAGAUUUAAUUAUGUGGUCAUGCAAUUGCAGGGGCGGAAUUUGGCAGAUUUGCGUCGAAGCCAAACUAGAGGGACUUUCACAAUUAGUACGACAUUGCGUCUUGGGAAGCAAAUUCUGGAGUCUAUUGAGAGCAUUCAUUUGGUGGGAUUUUUACACAGAGAUAUUAAACCAUCUAAUUUUGCUAUGGGACGCUUUCCGAGUACCUGGAGGAAGUGUUAUAUGCUGGAUUUUGGCUUGGCACGUCAGUUUACAAACUCCUGUGGGGAUGUCAGACCACCCCGAGCUGUUGCCGGUUUUAGAGGUACAGUGCGGUAUGCAUCAGUCAAUGCUCACAGAAAUAGAGAGAUGGGACGUCAUGAUGAUCUUUGGUCUUUGUUUUAUAUGUUGGUGGAGUUUGUUGUUGGACAACUGCCCUGGAGGAAAAUUAAAGACAAGGAGCAAGUAGGCUCUAUAAAAGAGAGGUAUGAUCACCGUCUGAUGCUGAAACAUCUUCCUCAAGAGUUUAACAUCUUUCUAGACCACAUUUCUUCUUUAGACUAUUUUACUAAACCUGACUACCAGCUUCUCAUGUCCGUUUUUGAUAACAGUAUGAAGAAUUUUGGGGUGACAGAGAGUGAUCUGUUUGACUGGGAAAAAAGUGGGGCUGAUGGUUCUCUCACUACUACCACCACUUCCACUACUCCUCAACUGCAUACUCGACUGACCCCAGCUGCUAUAGGAAUUGCCAAUGCUACACCAAUACCAGGAGAUUUAUUACGAGAGAAUACAGAUGAAGUAUUUCCUGAUGAACAACUCAGUGAUGGUGAGAACGGUAUUGGAAUCUCACCAGAAAAGUUACCAGAGUCCCCUGGACAUCGUCUUCAGGAAAAGGAUGUGUGGGAAGAAAUGGAUGCUAACAGGAAGAAGAUUAAAUUGGACAUACAUAAAGCUACUACAGAAGAAGAAAACAGCCAUGGGCCAAUGAAUGGAAUGUUUAAUGCACCAAGCCUUGGUUCUCCAAUUAGAGUCCGUUCAGAGACCACACAGCCAGAUCGGGAUGUUCCUCUGGUACGAAAGUUACGAUCAAUCCACAGUUUUGAACUGGAGAAGCGCCUGACCUUGGAGUCAAAGCCAGAUGCAGACAAAUUUCUGGAAAUCUGCAUGGAAAAAAAGAAGAGAGAUCUUAAUACUGGCAAAGAACCUGUAAUUCCAGCUUCUCAGAAAACACGUGCUCCCGCAGCUUCUUCCUGUCAGGAACACGUCUGGCAUUAUGAUGAAGAGUAUCUGCCUGAAGCUUCCAAGCUGGUUUCAGGUCCUUCUCCAGAACAGGGUGAUGGUGGUGUUAGCAACGGAUAUGUCGCUGUCAAUUUGAAUUCCUGCCAGCAAGAGAUAGACUCUAAGGAAUGGGUGAUUGUUGAUAAAGAGCAGGACCUUCAGGAUUUCAGAACUAAUUGUGCUACAGGGCAUAAAACAACAGGAAGUCCUUCUGAUGAAGAACCUGAGGUACUCCAGGAUUUUGAAGAGUCCCCCCAAGAGGAUAAACUUGGACUUCAAACCAAGCAUGUACCUGAUGGAGCAGCACUUAAUUUAGGCACUGAAUGUUGUGGAAUUGCAGCUUCUGAGCAGUUUACAGAUCAACUAGAACUCCCAGUUGGAAUUGCUGGCCAUGCUCUUGCUGUCACGCCUACAAGCCUAAUGGAUGCACAAGCAGAAGGGGCUCUUACUCCACUCAGCUCAUUUCAUAUGUCACAUUUCUCCAUCCCACGAAUUUCAAGCCCCAACAUCUUCUGUACCCUGAACCCUAUCUCGCACUUCAUCACCCACAUGGAUCCUAAGAAAGUGACAAGCUUUCCAAGGAGUCAAUCAGCAGAGAGCCACUCUUCCUCUUCCUGGUCACCUUCCUGUAGGCAACUUCCUGUUAUUCCCUCUGGAAACAAGUUUCCCACUGUCAUUCACAUCUCAAAAGCACAACUUCAGCAGGUUACAAUCCCCAGGCCAUCAAUGGCAUCCACACAGUCUACUUCUGAGAGUUUUCAUUACGGGCAGCAUCUAGACAAGAAAGAUCGGGAUCCUCGGGUUUUGGAACAUACAGUUGAACUUUCCUCCCCUAGGGAGAAUGUUGCUGCCUUGCAAAUGGCAAAUGGUGCAUUGACUUUUAGCAGCAGUAGAACAGAAUUAAUUCUCAAAUUAGAUUGCAACCAAGGGACACUUGAUAAAGAUGUUGAUGAAGGCAUUGAAAACCAGAAUAAUAGCCAAACAAAUUUACUUGAACAAUACAUGAAGAAACAAGAAGGAAGGGAAAACGUGAAUCUUGUUGAAGGAAUAGAUGACAAAGAGCCUUUCAUUGCUUGUGAAGAUGCUGUUGAAAUACAAAUUAAGGAACCCUGCUUAACUGCUUCAAGAAGCACAGAAUCUGUUUUGGAUGGACCUCAGGUUAUUUCAGACCCAGAAGAACCAAGACCUUUGGCUAGCUGCUCCUUACUAAAUCAGGGUACAAAACAGGAAUUACAGAAACAGUCAGCUGCUGAAACAUCAGAUGUUUCUCUGUCAAGAAGCACUGACCUAUUUGCUUACAAACAUGAAAGUCAAGAAAUACAAGUACAUGAAAAUGGCUUCCAUGAUGAGGAUAUUGAUCAUGCUAAGGAAUUGCAAUGCCAGCAAGUAAAACUUGCCACACUUUUGCAUGAAACAGAAAAAGAAGAGCAAAGUAUUCAAAGAAAUGGAGAACUAUUCUAUUCUAUUUCAGAGAAUGAAACUUCUAGUCAGUCCAAAAGAGAAUUAGUUAGAUCGCCAUUUGUAGCUAGGCAGAGUCGCAUACCAGUUUUAGCACAAGAGAUAGAUUCCUCAUCAGAAUCUUCUCCUGUUUCAGCAAAGGAGAAGCUACUUCUAAAAAAGGCCCACCAAACGGACUUGGUUAGACUAUUGGUAGAAAAGCGACAGCUCAGAUCUUUCCUGGGUGACCUUUCAAGUGCCUCCGACAAGUCACUGACGGAAACAGCAGUAGCAGGUUCCAUGCCAUUUUCAGAAGAUGUAUUGACCUCCUUUUCCAAAUUAACAUUGGACACUCAUUUGCGGAGUCAAGUACAAGAGAGCUUUUUGUCAUCAAAUAAUCCUCAACCCAGAAAGAGCAAAAUACCAAGACCUGUAUCUUGGACUACUACAGAUAAUAUUAGCACUUCAAACUCAGCUCAGUUUUUUCCUCGGCCACCCCCAGGAAGACCACCAACAAGGCCUGGAGUAGAGGUUAGGUUGCGGAGGUACAAAGUGCUAGGAAGUAGCAGUUCUGAUUCAGACCUGAUCUCCCGCCUGGCUCAGAUCCUUCAGAAUGGAUCUCAAAAACCACGAAGCCCUUCACAAUCUAAGAGUCCAGGAUCUCCACAUAGCCCCAAGACUCCACCCAAAAGCCCAGUCAUUCCCAGACGCAGUCCCAGUGCCUCCCCUAGGAGCUCUUCUCUGCCCCGUACUGCCAGUUCUUCACCAUCUCGGGGUGGAAGGCCACACCAUGAGCAGAGAAGUUCAUCCCCACAUCUUGGAAGGAGUAAAUCGCCUCCUAGUCUUUCAGGCUCUUCAUCUUCCAGGAGAUCCUGUCAACAAGAGCACUGCUACAACAAAUCUAGCAAAAACGGUCUGAAAGGAUCUAGUAGUUCUUGUCAUCACUCUUCUAGCAUUAAACCUCCCACUGGAAAGAACAAAUCAGCCAAUAAACUUAGCAGAUAGGAACUGAAUCUUGUCAGGUGUCAACCCCCCCUCUCCAUUCAAUCUAAUGCAUGUUGUGUCUGUGUACUAUGUAUUUUUAAAAAAGGGACCGUCUUCAAAGAUUAGCAUUUAUCCUGACUUUUGGAGAAAAACUUUUCAGAUGAAUUAUUUAUAUGGCUCACUUUGUAUAGGAGUGGCCAGGCAUUGCCCACGAAAGGGCAGCAAGCAGAUCAGGGAAGCUGGAGAUUGGAAAUGGAGCAGCCAGAAAGUCCAUCUGGAAUCACAUUGUUUGGGAGAUUAGUGUUUUAAUAUGAUUUUUCUUUCCUUUUUAUUUAUUAAAACAAUAAACUGAUUUUCAUCAAGGAAAAUUAUAAAACCUGAAAGAAAUGUAUUGGGACACUACUAGGCUUGAGGUUUAAUCAGCUGCUAUGUGUUUAAGCACAUUAUUUGGGACAGCAAAUUCUACAAAAUCUUCUGUGUAAUAUUGGCCUUUUUCACAAACAAUUUUACUUUGGUCAUUGCCCACAUUCCUUCUUUAAAAAUAAUUAUUUCACCAAAAGAAAAAAGUAUUUAUAUAAUUGCACAGGAUUACAACCCUGUAUUUUAAGAGCUUGAGGUAACAAUGUGUACAGAUCCCAAAGCUUCUAUUAUCUGUUUGGGUUCUGAUCCACUUGAUUUCUUAACUGUUUAUUCAUUUCUAGGAACAGUUCCAAUUAUAAAAUAAAAGUCAGAUAAUCUUAAAUUAUGGUAGAAAUACAAAGGGUUUGGGAUCAUGUAACAUCUUUAUAGUUACAUUAGACUGCAACUACUUCUCAGGGCAUCACUGAGAGAGCCAGUGUAAAACUUAAGUAGAAUCUUUUAUCUUUUAUGAAAUACUUCAUUCACUUAACUUUACUAUAAUGUUCAUCUCCAGUGUUAUCAAACUGAAGAAGAGGUGAAAUGUUUACACAUUUAAACUUGAAACUUCAUCCUUAAUCUAGAAGACAAUUGAAGCUUUAAACUUCUUUAUAAAAGUGAUUGAAGUAUGCUAGAGAAAAUUAGCAGAUCCUUUAUUUUCUCUAGGAGGUAAUACUUGCUAGGAUAAAGUUACAAGACUGUAUUUGAAAUGUUAAAGUCUCUAAUCCUAUAUUGUAUAGAAAAAAGUAGUAUGUGCAUUUCCCAAUAUGUACAGCCAAUACCUGACCAGUAGUGCUAUAUCUAUGAAAGGGGAUUGCAGUAUCCUCAUGAUUUUGCCAUAGUGUAGAUGUACAUGGUAGAUUCCCUCCCACUUCCUCCAAAAUAUGCUUGAUUUGAAAUAUGGAAAAGAGGACACUAAAACUUGUGUUUAAAGAUAGUCUUCCAUUCCCCAAAAACAUUACUUAAUGAAUAAGAUUGGCAGUUUCUAGUUUUCCCAAACACAGGUGUGAUUGAUUUAGACUGCCAGAUUCAGAAAUCAGUGAUGGAAUGGAAUACAAUGUAGAAUGUAACGUACUGUAAGUAUAACCAGUUCUUUAAAUGGAGAUCUGGAUUAGAAGAAGCUAAGUAUAAGAGGAACUUUGGCAAUUACUGAUCUGCUUGUUGUAGUCAUCAUACGCCUUAGCCAACAUAAAUUCUUUUUAAUUUAAUGUUAUUUUAUUUGCUGCCAAAAUUGUAACUCUGGAUAAAAAAGGGAACAUUUUCUCUGUGAGCUAACACAUUUCUAAUGCUGCAUUGAAGCUGCACUGAAUUCUCUUGUUCUGUCAGAAUGUGUUGGAAAUUUUUUACUCUUAAAUAUGUAUUUUCCCCCAUAAGUAAUGUAGCACAGUGUGGAAUUGUAGCCUCAUUCAGGUUUCAAGCACUACAGAGGGAGUGCACUAGCUGGAGCAUAUUUCCUAUACUUUGAGAAACUGAAUGAUUUAAAAGAUCUGUUGUAUUAUAUUGUAUAAUAGGUGCUAUACCAAUAAUUGCAUGUUCUUAUAGUAAGUUAUAUAUUAUAAAUAUUUAUAAAUAUAUACAUACAUACACAUAUAUGCUUCUAUAUACUUUCCCGAUUUUCCCAUUACAUUUGUAAAAUUAUGGAACACAGAUCAUGCUGUAUUUCAGUUACGUGCCUGAAUUAUAUGCCCUUUGCCUUGCUAUUCCUGUUUGCUGGCAUGCACAAAGCUGAAUAUUUUUCAUGCUCAGUUCAGAACAGAAAGAGUACUCAAAAUGGAGUUGUUCGGCAAUUCAGUGUUUUGUAUCAGCAUUGACAGUUCCCUUUUACAAUUCUGAAUAAAAUGGAAGGACUUUGAGAAACUAUGUGUUUAAUAGUCAAGGUCAGUGUAGGGUCUUGAUUUUGUCUUUUCAUCCUCUUUCUGUAUCUUUCUAACCCCUUAUGAGAACUUUUUCUGUUAAAGUGUGUGUCAUGAUACUGUUGGUGAUAAAUAGAUAUGUGUGAUAUAAAAAAAGUCAAGACUUUUUCUUCAUCUUGCCUUGCCAGCUUUUACCCCUCUACUUGUUGCAACAAUGCAGGGACUCUCUCUUUAGGCUUCUGACAGUAAAAAAAAGUCAGGUUGUUUUUUUUUGUUGUUGCAUUUAUUAGCUCUAUAGAAAUACAUUCAGCCAAGCACAUUAUUCCAAUCACUUGGGUGCUUGAAAUAUUCUACAUGUUCAGCUCUUUUCCAAUAAGUGCUUCCAGGGAAUGUAUUGUGAAGCUGUAUAAUUUGAGUUGAUAUAAAAAACAACAAAGCUAUAUGAUUUCUUUAUUAUAAUUCCUUUUUGGGGGAUUGAUAUCAAUUCAUCUGGUUUCUCAAGUCCAACUUCAAAAAUCAUUCCUUUACAUAUAACCAUUUUAAAAUUAUUUGCAUAAUCUGCAACGUAUAUAUAUAUAUAUGUAGGUCUUUGGUUAUUCGGGUUUUCUCCCGCGUAAAAUUGGAAGUGUCUUGGCGACGUUUCGACGAAG